AUGUCCUCACACAAGACCAGCAGAGACAAACACCGACAAGAGAGAAAAAAAGAUGAUCCCACCGUUCGUCUUUCGAAAACAUUGUCCUAUAUAUUGAGACAUGGGGCUGCGAAAGAAGGUUUACAGUUGAGAUCAGAUGGAUAUGUUAAAGUUGAUGAAUUGUUAAAGUUACCUAAAUUGCGCGGAAAAACUUUUGCCGAUAUAGAAACAGUAGUACAGAAUAACGAUAAACAACGAUUCAAACUUUUGGAAGAAGAGAGUUCUACGGGGGAUGGAAAAUCUGAAUGGUAUAUUCGUGCGAAUCAAGGACAUACUGUAAAGGUCGAACAAUUGGAAUUGGAAAAAAUCACGGAUCCCGCAUUAUUCCCUCAAGUUAUACAUGGAACUUUUUUAAAUAAAUGGAAAAGUAUAAACUCAACAGGACUUAAAAAGAUGACUAGAAAUCAUAUACAUUUUGCCGUCGGUCGAUGGGGUGUUCGAGUAACCUGUGAUUUAUUUAUAUACGUGGAUAUUGAAAAAGCGAUGACUGACGGAAUAGAGUUCUUCCAAUCGGAAAACGGAGUGAUACUAUCCACGGGAAUAGACGGUACAUUACCAAUUCAGUAUUUUAAAAAAGUAGAAGAUCUAUCUGGAACUAUCUUGUAUUUAAAUUCAGAUCGAGAGUCUUCGUCUUUCGGUUGA
Molecule: messenger RNA, 681 nt
Organism: Ambispora gerdemannii
Lineage: Eukaryota; Fungi; Glomeromycota; Glomeromycetes; Archaeosporales; Ambisporaceae
Source: the annotation of a GenBank genome assembly